Molecule: messenger RNA, 2595 nt
Organism: Epinephelus lanceolatus (giant grouper)
Lineage: Eukaryota; Metazoa; Chordata; Actinopteri; Perciformes; Serranidae
Gene: zdhhc12b
Product: zDHHC palmitoyltransferase 12b
Biological process (GO): protein targeting to membrane; peptidyl-L-cysteine S-palmitoylation
Cellular component (GO): Golgi apparatus; endoplasmic reticulum
Molecular function (GO): protein-cysteine S-palmitoyltransferase activity
Source: RefSeq, a predicted model, not a curated record
UCUCGUGACUGACUUUAGCCAAUCACAGCUGAGAUUGCACAGGGACGACAUCAAUAAACAAAUGCACUAGAACAAUGUCUAAAUUCAGAUGCGAUGCUUUUCGACUUAUUUUUCAUUCGGUGUUUAGCGCAGCCAAGCGAAACAAAUAACGUGAAAGCCGCAGUGUAGCGCCGACGGUCGUAAUACCGUCAAUACCCUGGCGACAUUAACGUUAGCUAAUGCUAGCUAUGUGACAGGACAGCGGCAGCUUUUUAACGCGUUUUUUUUUACUGUUUCGGAACUUAACAUUACUUGGUUCUCUUGUUUUUACGCGCUGGAUAUUAUUUCGCCAUUAGCUAACGCCAGUACACACUGACUGUGCUGUCACUGACAGUCCUGCAGUCCGUACUCCAGCUGUAGAUAGCGAUGGGAGCUCUAACAUGCUAGGACCAUGUUCAAAAAUGUUUUUGGCUCAGGGUUUCUGGUAAGAACAGCUCAUGUGAUUCUGACAUGGGUCAUAACUUUAAUACUCUUCCUACAUGAUACAGAGCUGAGGAAGCAGGAGGAGACAGGCCAGCUCAUCCAGCCUGUGCUAUUCGUCCUGCUGGUGCUGGUGUCAGUGUUGCUCUAUUUCGCUGUCUCUCUGAUGGACCCAGGAUUCAUAUUGUCUGAUGACAGCGAUUUGCAGUUCACGCUGGGAGUGACUGAGGAGCAACAGGACAUGAUUCCACCCACCACCAAAUCCCUGCGACAGCGUCGCUGUGGCCACUGUCUGCUGCAGCAGCAGCCAAUGAGAUCAAAGCACUGCCAGACAUGUCAGCACUGUGUCCGCCGUUAUGACCAUCACUGCCCCUGGAUUGAGAACUGUGUUGGUGAGAGGAACCACCGCUGGUUCGUGCUUUACCUUGCUGUCCAGCUGCUGGUGCUGCUGUGGGGGCUGCACAUUGCCUGGACAGGUUUCAGUUUUGCGCCCACCUGGCAGCUGUGGCUGCGCACCAAUGGGAUGCUGCUGGCCGUGGCCGUGCUGGUGGCUCUGCUCUCGCUGAUUGUGCUGCUCCUGCUCGGCUCCCACCUCUACCUGGUUUCACUCAACACCACCACCUGGGAGUUCAUGUCACGCCACCGCAUCUCCUACCUAAAACACUGCGGUGUUGAUGAAAACCCCUUCGACCGUGGCACCUUCCACAACCUGUGGGGUUUCUUCUGUGUAUGGGACACAGUGGUGUGGGAACAGGUGUACUUCAGGGAGGGCAGCGACCAAGUCUAGGACAUUAAUACCCAUUGAGAAGGGUUUCGCUCAUUAACAACCUCUCUGGAUUUUAGGAUCAGACACUUGACCACAAAGUUGGGAGAUAAACUAUCUAUGUGUGCAGUUUACCUUUAUAUAGACACUUGUAUAUAGACUUGUUAUUUUUCCAUAACUCUGCAACAUUACCUUUUCUUACAUCUCUCCUGCAGUGUUGUUGUUGCCCACAGUUCCUGUUUUUUUCCUCCUCUUCUCAAGUGGUUGUCAACAGAGUAAAAAUUGUCUUGUGUACCCACAGAAUGAUGUACCUGCUCCGAGUUACCAUCUCUGUGUGGACAAAAGUUUACCAGCACUACAGUCCUUACUCUAACAAUUGUUUACAACUAUUCAAGUAUGUAAUACCUUUCCCCUUAAACAGACACUUUACUGGUUGAUUUUAAAAGACUAGUUCAGCCAAAAACAAUAUAAAUUGUACUCAAAUCCCCAGACUUUCUGUGGCCCCAGAAAAGGUUUUUUUUGAAUGGCGUUAAGGAGAGUGAAGCACCGAAAAAACUGAAGUGUAUCAGUGCAAACAGACUUUGACGAAGGCCAAACAAAUGGCAGUGAAGAAGGUUAUAAAAUGUCCGGAAAACCUAUGCUGUUUGAUCGGCCUCCGUUGAGCCCUGUUGUUACUGACAUGCUUUUUUUGGGGGCACCCUGCUGACCUUUAUGCCCUUCAAUAGAACACUUUUGUGGCAUCUCCUGACAUGUGGGGCACUUACUUAUGUAGGGGGGUUAUGCUAUUGGAAUAAUGAGUGUGGGAGACAUAUUGUAUCUACUUUAACUACUAACAUUAUCUUACAGUUUCCUUACAUUCCUUUGUCUAAAAUUUUAAUUUAAAGGAUGAGUAGACCUACCAGUCACAACACAAUAGUGUGUCACCAGACAAAUGUAAUGUAUAAGUUUCCAUAAGUAACAUACAUAUCAUUCUUUAAGUCCACAGAGAGAAAGUGUACCUCCAAAAGCAGGCUACAUACAAAAGAAAACAAUGCACAUUAAGAAAUACAAGCCCUAUUUAAAUCAUCUAAAGCACAUAGUCUAAAGUGCCUGUUGCAAGUGCACGUAGAGCGUAUCCAGCUCCACUGUUGCUAGUUAAACAGGGCUGUAUUUAGUCUCAGUUAAUUAGGUCUGUUUUGGGGAUAACAUGAAUUCAACCAGGCAGAGUGUCUCCCAUUCCCUUUAAAAAUCAGGUGGCCCUGCACCUGUUGCAGUGUUAUUUAUAUGGUGGAUUUUGCAGAUCGGAGAAGUGAGCAGUUUUCUGCUGAGAGUAAUGCAGUGAGAGCAGUACUGUCACUGCAGCAAAUAUAUAAAAGAAAACAAAAACUGUAAAA